Oikopleura dioica is the source of this 657-nucleotide messenger RNA. NCBI's taxonomy places the organism in Eukaryota, Metazoa, Chordata, Appendicularia, Copelata, Oikopleuridae. The record is from the annotation of a GenBank genome assembly.
AUGGGUCUUCUCGGUGCAUUAGCUGUUGGUGGUGCCGCCAAGGCUGUUUUUGAUAAACGAAAAGACAAGAAAGAGAAAAAGAAAGCUGCGAAAGACGAGGCUGCUCGUGAAGAGCAGGAGAAAGCUGAAGCCGAAGAGCAGGCUCAGAAAGAAGCAGAAGAACAAGCUCAGAAGGAGGCCGAGGAACAAGCAAGAAAGGAACAAGAGGAAAAGGAGGCUCAAGAGCAAGAAGAACGGCGAAAGGCCCAGGAAGAAGCCGAUCGCCAAUUCGAAGAGGACACUAGAAAGGCCCUCGAAGCCUCACAAAUUGAAGCUCAAGAAGCUGAAGUUGCAUCUGCUCCACCUGCGGAGCCCAACGUGAUAGUCUGUGCUCCAGUUAUUCAGCAACAGACUCCUCCACAGGCUGCUCCAGCACCCUACCCACCUCAGCAUGCUGGCUAUCCUCCUCAGCAACCAGGUUAUCCUCCUCACCAACCUGGCUACCCAGGUUAUCCACCAGCUCAGCCAGGCUAUCCUCCUCAUCCUGGAUAUCAACAACCUCCUGCCCAACCUUAUCCUGGCUACCCACCACACCCAGGUUACCAGCAGACUUACCAACAAGUUCCUCCACCACAGCCUGCACCUCCUCAGCAAGCUGGCGACAUAGGAAAGGGUUAA